GCUCCUCAAUUUUGAGCCAAAUCAGCUAGGCAUGUAAAAAGAUUUUCUGUUGGUAAAGCUGGCACUCUUGUUUCAGUAGGAGGACCAUGCUGGGUAUCCAACUUGAGAGACGCUGAAGUGAAGCAGGCGGAAAUCCGCUUCUGAGAGAGGGCUUCCUGAGAGUGAUGGUGAAAGUCACUGGAAGUAAUGGGAGCAGAGAGGGUUUGUACCAAGGCUCCUGAAAUCACGCAGGAUGAAGCAGAAAUCUACUCUUUGACAAACAUGGAGGGCAGCAUUGGAAUCAAAGGAUGUGAGUUCAAGUCUUGGCUCUUCAAAUUCUAUCAGGCUCGCUCUCAAGUUCUUUUGUGUGGUGAAGUCAAGAAUCUGUACCUGCUCACCAGCAACAAAACCACAGUGAAGGAGCAGAAUGCCUGUCUGACUCACCCUGACAGAUCAGCUAUGGCAGGUCUGCUGUUGUAGAAAAUUCUCCACCCCAGGGGCUUUAUCUCUCUUGCAGGGAAGGCUCAUGAGCAAAUGCUGUCAUUAGCAACAUGCAUUGUUAAAGACAUAUAGUGAGAAAAUAUGUCAGGCAUUGUUUCAAUGUACCAACUUUAGUAGAAAAUCAUGAAGAAUUUUUGAGAUAUUAACUGUAGAUUAAAAUAACCUUUAACCUAAAUACUGAGAAUUUC
This is a messenger RNA of Pongo pygmaeus (Bornean orangutan), 668 nucleotides long. RefSeq lists its product as uncharacterized. Lineage: Eukaryota; Metazoa; Chordata; Mammalia; Primates; Hominidae. Bases 187 to 459 code for a protein of 90 amino acids. The record is from RefSeq and is a predicted model, not a curated record. The transcript is spliced from 4 exons.